This is a messenger RNA of Aspergillus fijiensis CBS 313.89, 933 nucleotides long. Its product is annotated as ankyrin. The record is from RefSeq and is a predicted model, not a curated record. Gene Ontology annotation, molecular function: protein binding. The coding region runs from base 99 to 764 and encodes 221 amino acids. The transcript has 2 exons. NCBI's taxonomy places the organism in Eukaryota, Fungi, Ascomycota, Eurotiomycetes, Eurotiales, Aspergillaceae.
AAAGCUUUUUUUCUAUCUCCAUCAGUGAAGAAAAGAACCCAAGCCAACCAGCCUUUUUGCCCGUAUUAGCCUAAAAAGCAAGGUCGACACCCCCAAAAAUGGCUUCAACGAUCACCCUCUCCGCCGACACGAUCGACGAUCUUAUCUACGACGCCCGCUCCGGCGAUCUGGCCGCCCUCAAGGAGGACCUGACGGCCUGCAGCGCCCAGUUCCCGGACGUCUCGCUGGGCGCCGUCGUGGCCGCCGCCAUCGACGCCGCCCCGGAGGCCGAGGGAGGCAGCGGAUCCAGCCUGUUGCAUUUCCCGGCUGCGAAUGGGAAUAUCGAGAUCCUCACCUACCUGCUCACCCUCCUCGCGACGGAGGAGUCGACGCGCCGCCGCAUCGUCAACCACCGCAACCACUCCGGCAACACGCCGCUGCACUGGGCGGCGCUGAACACGCACCUGGACUGCGUCAAGGCGCUCGUCGAGGCCGGCGCCGACAGCUCCGUCAAGAACGACGCCGGCCUCGAUCCCGUCUUCCUGGCUGAGCGCGCGGACUGGUCGACGCAGGAGGAGGGAGGUGCUGCUGCUGCUGAGGCCGAGGCGGAGGCGGAGGCGGAGGCGGAGGCGGACGCAAAUGCGGCGGCUGAUCCCGGGAAGAUGUCCAAGGGACGGCAGGUCGUGGAGUGGAUGUUGAGCGCCGAGGUGGCUGCUGCUGGUGGGGAUUCGGAGACGGUGGUGGCCUCGGCUGGGGUGCCGGUUACUGGGAAUGGGGAUGAGUAAAAGAUUUGAGAAUCAGAGAUUAUUCCCCUUCUUCUCUCUUGUGAAUUGCUUACAUGGUGUUUGUAUUUGAUUCUUCUUUUGUAUGGUUAAUCCCUAGGGUCUUCUUUGUUUGGUCGUGUUGUAUAGAAUUCUUCGUUGGUGUAUGUUUUAUACAGUGGGAAAAAAUGUU